Heterobasidion irregulare TC 32-1 is the source of this 4210-nucleotide messenger RNA. RefSeq lists its product as uncharacterized. The record is from RefSeq and is a predicted model, not a curated record. The coding region runs from base 1 to 3963 and encodes 1320 amino acids. The transcript is spliced from 8 exons. Gene Ontology annotation, cellular component: plasma membrane; cytoplasm. Gene Ontology annotation, molecular function: protein binding; calcium ion binding. Gene Ontology annotation, biological process: endocytosis; endosomal transport. Lineage: Eukaryota; Fungi; Basidiomycota; Agaricomycetes; Russulales; Bondarzewiaceae.
AUGUCCUCCACAUUCUCUCCAACACCUGGCGAGCUUGCCAUUGUCAAUCAAUUGUUUGCUCAGAACGACCCCCAGAAGUUCGGCAUCAUCACGGGAGAGGUUGCUGUUAAGAUAUUUGGCGGUGCAAAGCUCUCAUCCACAACCUUGGGGAAGAUAUGGAGUAUAGCAGACGCGGAGAACAACGGCUUUUUGACGCGCAAAGGUGUAGCUGUUGCCGUCAGGCUUAUGGGUUGGGCACAAAAGGGCGACGAUGUGUCUGAGGAGUUGAUCAACAAACCUGGACCCUUGCCUGUGCUCGAGGGAUAUCCACAAAUCCCUGCGCAACGUGCAGCACCGAGUCCUUCACCGAGGUCCCCUCCUCCACCGGCGCUUCCGCCAUUGACGACUAUGGACAGGGCGAAAUUUAAUCGACUGUUUGUGGGCUGUGGGCCGGUCAACGGCUUGCUCAACGGCGAGAAAGCCAGGGACGUGUUCGUGAAGUCCAAGCUUUCGGUUGAGAAGCUCUCUCAAAUAUGGAAUCUAUCCGACACGCAAAGCCGAGGCUCGCUCGAUGCUACUGAUUUCUCCAUUGCGAUGUAUCUGAUUCAACUUUCGAUGUCGGGCCAGCUCUCUUCGAUCCCUGCCACGCUUCCCCCCGGCGGUAGCGGCUCUUUGAGCCCAACGCUGACAGGUUCAUUUCCGCCCCGCUCCGCAACUAGCGCUAUCCAGCCGCAAUAUACUGGUCAAACUGUUCAGCAGCAUUUCACCGGCCAGCCUCUUCCUCACCAGUAUACCGGGUCUGCAUUCAAGGUAGCGCCUACCAUCCCUCCUCGGCCCGCGCCAGCCGUUCCACCUUUCCCUGUGCCGCCAACUGCACAUGCACCACAAUGGGACGUCACGCCCGCAGAAAAAGCGAGCUCGGAUAGAUUCUUCGAUACCCUUGAUAGUCAAAAGAAAGGCUAUAUUGAAGGUGAUGUUGCUGUACCUUUUAUGUUGCAGUCCAAGCUGGCCGAAGAUGCUCUGGCGCAAGUCUGGGACCUCUCCGACCUGAAUAAUGAUGGCCGCUUGACUCGCGACGGUUUCGCAGUCGCCAUGCAUCUCAUUCAAGGAAAGCUUACUGGUAAAGAUAUUCCCGCCUCUCUACCAACCUCUCUGGUUCCACCGUCGAUGCGGACGAAUGGUGUCGCAGCAUCUCCCCUCCAGACCCAGCAACCGCAGCAAAGUGAAACCAUUAGGGAUUUACUAUGGGACGAGACUCCCCCUCCAUCGGCUAUCACUCCACAAUCCGUACAACAUCAACCAACUGGUUCACUCCACAUGUCUCCCAGCGCAUUCUCCACUCCUUUUCUUUCCACUCAGCAGGCGUUUGCCGCUGCUCAGGAUCCUUUCGGCAGCUCCACCACCACCAAAGAUCUUCUGGGUGAUGAUGAUGAUGCCGGCACGACCUCCCCUCCCAUACAUGAUCAUUCAGCCGAGAUCGGAAACGUUCAAAACCAAUUGGAUUCAACCAAACGCUCGUUGGAGACUACCAAAGCCGAGCGUACCAGCAUUGAAGCUACCAUCGCUAAUCAAGCGGCACAGCUAUCCGCUCUCCAAACGCAGCUCAGCUCGGCGAAGGCAGCCUACGAAACCGAAACGCGUCUCCUUGCUGCGCUGCGGGAGCGAUACACUAAUCAGACAACCGACAUAAACAAGGCUAGGGAGGAGCUCAUCCAUGCGGAGAGUGAUCUGAGUGCCGUGCGUGUGGAGAAAUCCGAGAUCGAGCAACAUCUGCUUCGGGACAAAGAGGAAGUCCGAGACUUACAGCGGAAGAUGACCGAGGCGGGUAGCACCAUCGAACACGUGAAAGUGGAGAUCGAGAAGGCAAAGAAAGACGCAAAGCAGCAAAAGGGGCUAUUGGCUAUCGCGAAGAAACAACUGGCCACGAGAGAGACUGAAAGAGCUAAGAUCGAGAAGGAUCUCGAGGAGGCGAAUGCAGAGGCCCUGGCAGCUGCAAAAGAACGGGAAGAGGCAGAGUCAUUGCUUAGCAAGGAGAUACCGGCCGCUCCGUUCGCGAACGACGCACAUACGACGACGUCUCCUUCGGUGGACAGUUUGGCGUUCGCCGCAGCCCAGCCUCUCCCCGCUACUCCUGGCAGUCCGGGAUCCAUUAUGAGUGGAUCAGGAAGCAAGAGCAACAACCCUUUCGAGAGACUUGUGAUGUCCCAUACUGGCUCGUCGACUCGCUCUCAAUCACCGUUCUUGCCAUUCACAAAUGCAUCAGUCCCAACACCGUUCGUUGCGCCCCCUCCCCCGAACGGCACGGCAGCGAUGACAGAUGAUCCUUUCAGCUUGGCUUUCGGAACCGAGGAGCCCACGAAUGUACCAUCCUCGGGACUUACAGAUGUUGGUGCAGAGCCACAAAGCUUAACGCCCAGGCUGCCAUCCAUCAACGCGAAUGUCACUUCGACUGAUGAAAUGUCUUCGCCUCUCAGUGACAACGAUAUGUUCAGCACGCCACCUACAACUGCUGUGCCAGUCCUGGCACAGCACUCUGGAUCUAUGAGUCAAGCUGGCAGUUUCCCUGGUGUAGAGGCGACUCUUUCCCAGCUCUCCCCUGCAGAGGCAUUUUCCUCUGAACCUCCCGCAGCGCACGAGCCGGAGACUGAUCUGAAUGCUCCGCUCAAGGAGAUUGACAUCGACGAAUCUGAUAGUAGUGACGACGAUACUGAAGACAGUCAGCCUCUUGCCACCUUGGUGAAGAGGGCAUCCAACAUCCCCCCAGCGCCUCAGGAACCUGCCAUCGCCACUAACGAAGCGACUGGAGCUCCUAGCACUGGCUUUUCGUUCGACGAUGCGUUCGUUGAAUCGUCUGGUCAGGAGACUCAAGCUGCCCCUCCCUUGGCACAGUCCUUGGAGAAGGGGCUUCCUCCUACAUCCCAAGCAACUACUCCAUUUGAUUCGUUUGCAGAUACACAUGUCCCCCCGGCCAUCGAGACAGUGCUAGAAUCUCCUUCCAAGGUGCCUGCUGGCGUGAGUGAUUUUGACGAGGCGAUGGGCAAGAUCCCUGGUUCUGCUUCCGGUACAUCGGAUCCUAACUUCACGUUUGACAAUUCGUUCGACGAUAACUUUGAUUUUGGCGCUGCGAGCGGGACUGCAUUUCCUCCUGCUCCAUCCUCCAAUGGAAACGCUGCCCCUGCACCGUUUCUAGCGGUCGCCCCUGCUCCCGCUCCUGCUCCGAAGAACGACGGGUUUAACUCUGUCUUCGCUCCACAAGUCAGCGCUCAGCCGCCUUCUCUGACAUCGCUUCCUCAGGCUGCCCCCGCUCAAAUUGCGCCUUCGCUUUCGUUUGAUGACGCAUUUGGUUCAGCAUCAUUCGCCACUCAAUCGCAGCCGAGCCAGCCUUCGGCGAGCAGCGAAGCCCAUGGUAUCUCUUUUGAUGAUGCAUUUGGUGGCGUUGGCCCAUCACAGGCGCUAGCUUUGGACGACAACUUCGGGACGGCUUCGUCACGAGCGUCGUUUGUGCCUCCUCAAACCCAAUCGCCAACCAGUGCAACGCCUUUUCCAACUGCAUCCCCACCUCGUGACUCUUCAUCGUCCUACAACGCGUCUCGGAUGUCGGCGUCUCCGCCGGUCCGCGCAACGUCACCCCCUCCCCGUGUGUCCUCUCCGAAACUCAGGCCGUCGACAGCGUCCUCGAGCAAAGACGGCCAUGAGAAGAAGGAGCCGGUGAGGCACUCUAAGCUCAGCAUCCGAUUGCCCUUUGGGAAGAAGAAAAAGACCAUGGAGCCGGCGCCCCUGCCACCCUCACAGCUUUCGCAGCACCUGUCGCCCUUGCCCGAACCUACCGCUGUUGGGACGACGACCCCUGCGGUGGAAGAUGAUGUCGAGCCUGUCAAGCAGCUGUCGGCCAUGGGCUUCAGCCGUUCGCAAGCAGUUGCUGCGCUGGAGGCGAAUGCGUACGACUUCCAGAAAGCGCUCAAUAGUUUGCUUGGUUCUCAGUGAGGUUUUUUUAUGUUCAUCGAAGGAAAAUAAGGAGCCCUUGUAUUCUCUCUCUCUCUCUCUUUUGACUGUAAAGCUGCAAGCGAUAGUGCUUGGCUUUGGUACAUUCGUUUGAUCCUAUCUACAUACAAUCCUACGGACGCUCAUUACUAGCUUUGUUUCCGCUCUCGAUUGUGGCAUCUAUUGCUCCGUCGAUUCUUAUCUGCUCUCUACAGAUUCGUUAUAAUGAAUGAUGUGUUUUGCGAAAGCU